AUGAAUACUAGAGCAUCAAAGAAACAGAGUUUACCUUAACAAAUUUCUACAGGUAUGAAACAUAAGAUAGUUUAAUGGAUAUGCUAAGCUAUUUUAUCUAUAUUUUAAAUUAUUAGUUUAUUAUUUAGAAACAAGAACUAAGUAAGAAGAGCUAAUUGGUGAA
Molecule: messenger RNA, 163 nt
Organism: Paramecium sonneborni
Lineage: Eukaryota; Ciliophora; Oligohymenophorea; Peniculida; Parameciidae
Source: the annotation of a GenBank genome assembly